Setaria italica (foxtail millet) is the source of this 1410-nucleotide messenger RNA. Its product is annotated as zinc finger homeobox protein 3. NCBI's taxonomy places the organism in Eukaryota, Viridiplantae, Streptophyta, Magnoliopsida, Poales, Poaceae. Bases 350 to 1087 code for a protein of 245 amino acids. The transcript is spliced from 3 exons. The record is from RefSeq and is a predicted model, not a curated record.
UCUGCCCAUCUGUUCGACACGACACGACUUGAAAAGAAAAGCCAAAGUGAGCGCGCCUUGAUUCUUCUCGACCCCCACGCGGGUCGACACGUCAGAGGGAACAGGAUAGAAAACAGGAGCGGCGGGCGGGAGCAGGAAACCAAGCUACAGUGCGGAGCUAGCUAGCGGCGCCGCCCUUUGCAUCACUUUCCCUCCCCCCCGCAUUAAACUCUCCCCAGGUCCGGGAGCUCACUCCCACACAGCUCCAAGAUGGUCGGCGGCGGCGGCGGCGGCGGAGGAGGAGGAGGGGGCCAGGCCGCAAUGUCCCCGGCGCCCAGAGGCGGGAAGCGCGGGAGAGGCCCCGAGGAGGAUGUCUACGUCGACAACCUCCACUCGCACAAGCGCUACCUCACCGAGGCCCUUGCAGAUAAUGGCAUCCAGCAUGAAUGGAUUGUCUGUUGGAGAUUCAGUUGCUGACAACAUCAUGGUUUCCCCAGUGAGGCUGGAGAAUGCUUCCUGCUUUAGGGAUGAAAUGAUCACUCAGUACUCACCUAUGUCAGAAGAGUCAGAUGAUUACCGGUACUGUGACACUCAAGUAAAUACCAAUGGUAGUCAAACUGAUGCAAUGAGCAGCCCCUCAACUAGUCCAAUUUCAUCUCCUCAUCGAUUCCAGAAGCCACAUACUUGGUUUUCUUCUGCAAAUCCGUACCCUCUCCCAAGCUGCUCCCUAUCAGCAGUGGUCUGCGCGCAUGCUCGCCGUAGCAGUGGAACUGAACAUGAAGGUCGGAUCCCAUCUUCGCCUAAUGACAUGUGCCAUGGUGGAGACCUGAGGCGAACUGCGCUUCUGAGAUCAGUGCAAAUGAGGGUGCAGAGCCCCCAUCCAUGUGAUCUGUUGUCCAGCAGUGGACAUGGACAAGAACAAGAGGGUGAUCAUGUACAUGCUGAUGAGCUUGACCAUGAUCAGAAACGAGCUGUGGGUGUUCAGUUGGAUCAGAGAUCUUUCUCUUGUCCAAAGUCAAUCCAGGAUGCUGAGUACCAAAGCCCGACAAACUGCGGCCUGCGUUCGGACCAUGAUGUGGAUUUUGUUGAGGAUCAGAUUACGGUGUGACCAGCCCCAAGAUUAACCAUGAUAACAUCUCCGGUGAACCUUGUGUCAAUGUGAAUGGGCUAUUUGUGAGGGAUAUGAAUACCUUAUGGGUCCUCACUGGUUAGGAUGCAGGUCAUACCUGACAAGUGGGCCCGCCCGACCGUGCGGGCUGAGGACAUAAAGUUAUUUGGAGUCACGUUAAAGCAACUAGAUAGUUUAAAUCUACCCGGAUAUCAUGGGAUACGUAUUGUAAUCCAACUUAAAUUACCUUCCAUGUAACUACCGAUUAGAUUCAAAUUGACUUGUAAUUCUGGUCGUCAGCCUAUAUAAGGUGGUCAAGGUCA